Molecule: messenger RNA, 1173 nt
Organism: Linderina pennispora
Lineage: Eukaryota; Fungi; Kickxellomycota; Kickxellomycetes; Kickxellales; Kickxellaceae
Product: general substrate transporter
Exons: 3
Coding region: 1-1173 (390 amino acids)
Biological process (GO): transmembrane transport; carbohydrate transport
Cellular component (GO): membrane
Molecular function (GO): carbohydrate:proton symporter activity
Source: RefSeq, a predicted model, not a curated record
AUGGGUAGAAACGCGCAAGCCUACUUUGUUGGAGGCAUCUCCGCCCUCGGUGGUCUCCUCUUCGGUUAUGAUAUCGGAGUCAUGUCUUCCAUUCUGGAGAUGGACCAGUGGAAGAACUAUUUCCAUCACCCCCUUUCAACUGGGGUUGGUGUCAUUACCUCUAUUCUUACCGCUGGCUGCUUUGUCGGCUCGCUGUGUGCCGGCUACCUCGCCGACAAGCUCUCACGUAAGCGCACCAUUAUGGCUGCCUCUCUCGUUUUCAUCCUCGGUGCUGUCAUCCAAACUGCUUCCAUUAACCGCGGCAUGCUGAUUACUGGUCGUUUCAUUGCUGGUCUCGGUGUUGGUACUCUGUCCAUGGUCGUCCCUGUCUAUCAGUCCGAAGUCGCUCCCCCCGCCAUUCGUGGUCGUCUUGUCAGUCUGCAGCAGUGGUCUAUUACUUGGGGUAUCCUUAUUGCGUUCUGGAUCGACUAUGGCUGCCACUUUAUCAAGAGCAACGCCUCGUGGCGUCUAGCCCCUGGGUAUCCAAAUGGUGCCUGCACUUAUCCUGUUUGUCGCCAUGUUCUUCAUUCCUUACUCACCCCGCUGGCUCAUGUGGAUAACGACCGCUUCGAUGAGGCUCGCAAGUGCCUUGCUCGCCUGCGCGCUGGUGGUGACGAGAAUGAUCCUGCUGAUAUCAAGGAGGCUGUCCGCCUCGAGCGCGAGACUGUUGUCCGCAGCUACACCGAGCUGGCCAAGUACCCGAUUCGCCGCCGCGUGUCGUCCUCUGGUGUUGUCAUCCAGGCUCUCCAGCAGCUCACUGGUAUCAACGUCAUCAUGUACUUUGCACCUUCGAUCUUCAAGCAGUCCGGUCUCAGCUCCGACAACGCCUCACUUCUUGCUCAAGGCUGUCGCCACCUGGCGCCUACUCAGAACAAGGAGAAGCUAUCUGAUGGGAGCGUCGACCUGCAUCUGCCUAAGGGUAUCUCGUAUCUGGUCAUUGUCAUGGUGUACCUGUUCGUUAUCUCGUUCGCUGCCUCGUGGGGCCCUGUUGGCUGGAUCUAUCCGGCUGAGAUCUUCCCCAUGCACAUUCGCUCGCGUGCCAGCUCCAUUGCGACCGCAUCAAACUGGCUGUUCAACUUUGUUGUUCGGUCUGGUUGCACCUAUCCUGAUCAAGAAGAUCACAUGGGGUCUUGA